ACGGGCAAAAACACCUGCAUGUGGCCUGUGGGCCGUAGUUUGAGGACCCCUGGUAUAGAGGAAUGAAGUCAUAGCUAUUAAGUCUGCUUUGUAUGAGAGAGACAUAUUAAACAAGGAAGCCACAUGCCAUAGUAAGUUGCUGUGCUUACAUCACUUUUCAAGGUGUAGCCCUUUAUGGAGAAAAAAACCAAAGAAGAUGACUUUAAAUUAGUAUCCUAUUAGCUUUGUGCCUUUUUGUACUACUCCUUGGGUCUCUUUUACCCUGUUUCUCUUAGUAUUGUUUUUAAUAAUAAAUAGGCAGCUGGUUGUUAGAUUGUAGUGCUACUUCUUGGGAUCUGGGAAAAUAUGUAUACACAUAGACCGUAGUUCCUCAUGAUGAAAGGAACAAUUAUGUCCUUUAGUUUUCACCUCCUUUCUAUUUCUCGACCUGUGCAUCUAUUUUGAAAACUGUAAACACUCAGGUUUUACAGAACUAAAAGUUUCUGAAGAACAAUAGUGAACAUAUAAUACCUGUGUUCUAAUGCCCUAUUUUCUCUUGCUUAAUCAUGCUAGUGAUAGUAUUGAAACUACUUUCUAAUAUUAGAUAACUUAGUUCCUUACCAGUUGUUUCUGUUGUACCUGAAUAAUGGAGUCAAAUAUGCAAUUCACUCUUCGGAGAGAGAUAUAAAAGGCUGAGACUACUCCAUUUGACCAAUGUGGAUCCAGGCUAAUCAGAAGCAGAAGAAACUCUUCUGAUUGACAUAGCUUCAAACAGUGGCUGCAAAAUUCGAGUUCAGGGGGACUGGACCAGAGAGCGACGCUUUGAAAUACCUGAUGAGGAACACUGUUUGAAGUUCCUCUCAGAGGUCCUUGCUGCUCAGGAAGCUCAGUCACAACUUCUUGUUCCAGAGCAAAAGGACUCAUCCAGCUGGUACCAGAAAUUAGACACUAAGGACAAUCCUUCUGUUUUUUCAGGCCUUCUUGGGUUUGAGGACAAUUUUUCGUCUAUGAAUUUGGACAAGAAAAUAAAUUCACAAAAUCAGCCUACAGGUAUUCAUCGAGAACCUCCACCCCCACCGUCUUCAGUGAAUAGAAUGCUCCCACGUGAAAAAGAAGCUUCUAACAAGGAACAGCCCAAAGUGACCAACACCAUGCGGAAGCUCUUUGUACCAAAUACCCAGUCUGGGCAGCGGGAGGGUCUCAUCAAACAUAUCCUGGCAAAGCGAGAGAAAGAAUAUGUCAACAUUCAGACUUUCAGAUUUUUUGUUGGAACUUGGAAUGUGAAUGGCCAGUCUCCAGAUAGCGGGUUAGAACCUUGGCUGAACUGUGAUUCAAAUCCUCCUGAUCUCUACUGCAUCGGAUUCCAAGAGCUGGACUUGAGCACAGAAGCCUUUUUCUACUUUGAAUCAAUGAAGGAACAAGAGUGGUCCAUGGCUGUAGAGAGAGGUUUGCAUUCCAAAGCCAAGUAUAAGAAAGUUCAACUAGUCCGUCUUGUUGGGAUGAUGCUCCUUAUAUUUGCCAGAAAGGAUCAGUAUCGAUAUAUCCGUGAUAUUGCUACAGAAACAGUUGGAACCGGAGUCAUGGGGAAAAUGGGAAACAAAGGUGGGGUAGCUGUGAGAUUUGUAUUUCACAAUACUACCUUUUGUAUCGUCAAUUCCCACCUGGCUGCCCACGUGGAGGACUUUGAGAGAAGGAAUCAAGAUUAUAAGGACAUCUGUGCAAGAAUGAGUUUUGUGGUCCCAAAUCAGACCCUCCCGCAACUGAACAUCAUGAAACAUGACGUUGUCAUUUGGUUGGGAGAUUUGAAUUAUAGACUUUGCAUGCCUGAUGCCAGUGAGGUGAAAAGUCUUAUUAAUAAGAAUGACCUUCAGAGACUCUUGAAAUUUGACCAGCUAAAUAUUCAGCGCACACAGAAAAAAGCUUUUGUCGACUUCAAUGAAGGGGAAAUCAAGUUUAUCCCCACUUACAAGUAUGACUCUAAAACAGACCGGUGGGAUUCCAGUGGAAAAUGUCGAGUUCCAGCCUGGUGUGACCGAAUUCUUUGGAGAGGAACAAAUGUUAAUCAACUUAAUUAUCGGAGUCACAUGGAACUGAAAACCAGUGACCACAAGCCUGUUAGUGCCCUCUUCCAUAUUGGGGUGAAGGUUGUGGAUGAACGGAGGUAUCGGAAAGUCUUUGAAGACAUCGUACGCAUCAUGGACAGAAUGGAAAAUGACUUCCUUCCUUCUUUAGAGCUCAGCAGGAGGGAGUUUGUGUUUGAGAAUGUGAAGUUUCGGCAACUACAAAAGGAGAAGUUCCAGAUCAGCAACAAUGGACAGGUUCCCUGCCAUUUUUCUUUCAUCCCUAAGCUUAAUGACAGCCAGUACUGCAAGCCAUGGCUUCGAGCUGAACCUUUUGAGGGCUACUUGGAGCCAAAUGAGACAGUGGACAUUUCUCUUGAUGUGUAUGUCAGCAAAGACUCUGUGACCAUCCUGAACUCCGGGGAAGAUAAGAUUGAAGAUAUUCUUGUCCUUCACCUGGAUCGAGGCAAAGAUUACUUCUUAACCAUCAGUGGAAAUUACCUCCCAAGUUGUUUUGGUACAUCCUUAGAGGCUUUGUGCCGAAUGAAAAGACCAAUCCGAGAAGUUCCUGUUACCAAACUCAUAGACUUGGACGAAGACAGCUUCCUAGAAAAGGAGAAAUCCCUUCUGCAGAUGGUUCCCUUGGAUGAGGGUGCCAGUGAGAGACCCCUUCAGGUCCCCAAGGAGAUCUGGCUUCUAGUAGAUCACUUAUUCAAACACGCCUGUAAACAGGAGGACCUGUUCCAAACCCCUGGGAUGCAGGAAGAGUUACAGCAGAUCAUUGACUGUCUGGAUACCAGCAUUCCUGAGACAAUCCCUGGUAGUAAUCACUCUGUGGCUGAAGCACUGCUUAUUUUCCUGGAAGCCCUGCCAGAGCCAGUCAUCUGUUAUGAGCUAUAUCAGCGAUGUCUUGAUUCUGCUCAUGAUCCCCGGAUCUGCCGACAGGUGAUUUCCCAGCUUCCAAGAUGCCAUAGAAAUGUUUUCCGUUACUUGAUGGCGUUCCUUCGAGAACUCUUAAAAUUCUCAGAAUACAACAACAUCAGUGCCAACAUGAUUGCUACUCUCUUCACUAGUCUUCUUCUAAGGCCUCCACCCAACCUUAUGGCAAGACAGACUCCAAGUGACCGCCAGCGUGCUAUUCAGUUUCUUCUGGGCUUUCUGCUUGGGAGUGAUGAAGACUAAGGGUUUUCCUCUUGUUAUUCUCCGAGAUGCUAGAGGUGGAAGAUCUCGGGCUCCAAGUAGUUCAGAAUGGUUUAAAAAGUCAUGCCACAGGAAGGGUCUAUUGCAGAAUUUCAAUUUCUGUUUAUAGUGUAAAAGGAAGAGAGUUUCCUAAUCCCUCCUUUACCAUAUCCUACACAGCAAAAUACUUUAGACUUACAUUGCCAAGCCAAAGUUACCAUAUUUUGGUGUUUUUGUGUUUUCUCUUUAUAAAACAAAGAGAUCUGUAUCUAUACUCCUUUACCUGGGGAUGUGUCUGUUAUCCUCCUACCCAAUCGUCAUGUUUGUCCUUGGUACCCUAGGCCUAGAUUCUGAGAUGGUUCCAUUCUAGGCCUACAAGCACUACUUGCUGUAGCUCAGACUUGUCUGUAGUCCUUCAUAUAAGCACUUUUGACUCACCUCCUCCCCGUAUUACUCCUUUGCACUCCACUCCCCUCAUUCUGUCACUUUGAAUGAAGUCUGAGUAAGGCUAGUGACUCCCUGGGUAUCCUCAACAGUGAGUUCACCAUCUACAUGUGGUCAUUACAUACAUUCGUGCAUUUCUACUACAAUGACAUCUUUAUGUCUCUGCUACAUUGGCCUUUUUGUGGAUCCACACUGGGUGGAACCAUAGUCUCUUAUCUCAGAUCGCAUUUAGUAGCAUAACUUUAGGGACUAUUAGAGAUGACAUCCCAUUGAUGUGAGAGAAUCAUGAUCAGAGUGGAAGUACUUUGAGUAUUUCAGGAGUGAGAAUAUUCAUGUUUGACAGGUCCUGCAUCCCACUGUCCCUUUCCUGUCAUUCAAAUUUUACAUGAAGACUAAUCCUGGGUGUCUGUGGGACCCAUCUCCUCCUUAGAAAUCCAUGUCCAGAACAACACUUGCACCACUGUACAAAAGAGGGUUUGUACACCUCAGUUAGGCCUGUCUAGAGCUAUCACUCCUUCUCA
This is a messenger RNA of Microcebus murinus (gray mouse lemur), 4183 nucleotides long. The record is from RefSeq and is a predicted model, not a curated record. NCBI's taxonomy places the organism in Eukaryota, Metazoa, Chordata, Mammalia, Primates, Cheirogaleidae.